Messenger RNA from Globicephala melas (long-finned pilot whale), 6469 nucleotides. NCBI's taxonomy places the organism in Eukaryota, Metazoa, Chordata, Mammalia, Artiodactyla, Delphinidae. The record is from RefSeq and is a predicted model, not a curated record.
CUGCCCUCCCGCACCUGCCCAGCCGGGAAGCACCUGCUCUGUCCCCCAUCCCCGGAGGAGCGCGUGCGGCCAGGCCGUCUCCACAGACAGUCAGACGUGGUGGCGGGCGACUGUGCAGUUUGGAAACUCUCCACCGAGUCUGUGAUGCUCUGCCCCUCGGGCGUGGUCAGCUUCCAGCCUGGGAGACGCAUGGGCACCACGUGGCUUCGAGGCUCCUGUGAUGGGGUGGGGGGAGCCGCCCCAGGUGACCCCGAGCCCGGAGUCCUGCUCCGGUUGCAGGUUUGUGAGCCACGCAACCAGGGGGCAGUAGGAAAGCAGAGUCCGAGAGAUUGCGUCACGUGGGCAGCUCUGUCGUGAAUUCCAUGCUGACAGCCCACCUUGGAGACGGAGUGAGGAGGCCCAGCCCUCCUGGAGGCCCUCAGGUGAGGUGAGGUCCCCGACGGGAAAGCACCCUGUGACGACGAGCCAUCGCGGUUCUGCAGGUAAUCUGUGGAUGAUGCCGCCGCCCGGGUGCCAGCCUCACUGUCCCUAAGCUUUGAGGCAUUUUAAAAACACGAGAAAUAGACGUACAGUAAAGGAAGGUCCACAGGACACAGGGAAGGGGCAGGUUCUCUUUAAGGGAUCCGGGCUGAGACAUAGACGUACAGUAAAGGAAGGUCCACAGGACACAGGGAAGGGGCAGGUUCUCUUUAAGAGAUCCGGGCUGAGAAAUAGACGUACAGUAAAGGAAGGUCCACAGGACACAGGGAAGGGGCAGGUUCUCCUUAAGGGAUCCGGGUUGACUGAUCAAGAACAUAGCUCUGGGUUUCCUGGCAGCCAAAUCGAAAAGGGAAACGUGGUGGUACCGGGUCCUCAUCUGCUGUUAAUGGGAAACGGCCCAGGAGAGCCAGGCGCUCCCCUUGUGCACAGAGGCUCUUGGACACCGACUUAGGCGGCUCCCGUAGGGUGUGCAGUGCCGUCCUCUGCGGCGUCCCCCCGGCAGAAGGCGCAGGGGAGGUGAUGCAUCGCUUGGUGUGGGACCAAGCUCAGGGUGCAGGCGGUUCCUGGGGUCCCUGUGUGGUCACAGGUGGCACUCUGAUGGCCCCAGGGGUCAAUUGAUGUGGAGGGACUGAGCCUGGUGGCUGCACAAGGGUAGUAGGCUCGCCGGCCGCCUUGUCCGUCCGUGGGCUGAGGAGCAUCUCCCUGAGGGGGCAGGUGGAGCUCCCCCACCUGUUGUGGGGGGCGUCCCAGGCGUCCGUCAGGUCAGCGGCCACGGCACCCCGAGGGAUCAGGAUGGAGCUGGCGGGGCUUUUUCUGAGGUGCGGCCAGGCUCACUGGCCUGUCAAAGCCUCAGCCCCCCGCACCCUGGCCCUCCGAGGAAGCCACCGCCACGGAGCCAGUAGUUGUAAGGUUAUGGCUGAGAAGCAGGUGUUUCCUGUUGGCCUCGCCUGUGGGAUGUGGGGACUCAGCUGCUUCUGCACCCCAGGAGGUUCACGUCCACUUUGGGUAAACUGGUGUUGAGUGUGUCCCGUCGGUCCUGUAAGGAUACAGUGACCAGCCAGAGUGUCCCUGCACGGCGGGAAGGAAGCUGGGAUGGAGGGGCCUCGGGAAGUUAGACGCCCGAGCCGGGACCCCUGCCCCCAGUGUGCUCUCCCCCACCACGGGUUUGCCCUGCGAGGUGGGUGGCGGCCACGCAACACUGCUGGGUUCUGGACUCACAGAAGAACGUCUCCAGUCAAAGCCCCCGCAGGCCCGGGAGCUGAGACCGCAGCCUGUAUGUCUGUUCUGGAGGGUUCGCUUGUGCUUUAGGGCUGAUGCGGGGUGGCCAGGGGCCAACCCUGGAACCAAAGGCAGAUCUGGACCAAGAGCCACCCGCCGGCCCCCAGAGGUUCCCCCUCAAGAGGCUGGGGCACUGCAGCCUUAGGAACAGACUGUCCAGGGACUGACCAACCCACGUGAGCCCAGUCCUCACGUCCAGCCCACCUGCCCCCUCCUGACCCACGAUGCCCGGGGGCCCUUGAUGGACGUCUGCCCGCGGACGCUUCUCCCAAAAGCCGCACAGCCAGCGAGAAACAGGAUCUAAAGCUUGGCGUGUCCGACGAAGGGUGAGCAGUUAAGAGGUGCUUCAUCCGUAAGAUGGGCCGUGGCUGAGCCUUUAGAAGGGAGGGAACGGGCGCAUCGCGACGAGCCUUGAGGACAUGAUGCUCAGUGAAGUAAACCCUUACAGAAGGACAAACACUGUGUGAUUCCACUCUGCGGGUCCCUGGAGAGACAGAACGUAGGCGGUGGGGCCCAGGGCUGGGGGAGGGGGAGGGGAGCUGGUGUUUAAUGGGACAGAGUCUCAGUUUGGAAAGACGAGAACGUUCUGUGUGUGGGUGGUGGUGACGGUUGCUCAACAGCGUGAACGAGCGAGAUGUUCCUGAACUGGACACUGAGAAGUGGGUAGGAUGGUAAAUUGUAUGUUCUCUCUGUUUUACCACAGUAAGAAAAAUACUUUAAAAAAUGAAACAGGGCUUCCCUGGUGGCACAGUGGUUGAGAGUCCGCCUGCCGAUGCAGGGGACGCGGGUUCGUGCCCCGGUCCGGGAAGAUCCCACAUGCCGCGGAGCGGCUGGGCCCGUGAGCCAUGGCCGCUGAGCCUGCGCGUCCGGAGCCUGUGCUCCGCAGCGGGAGAGGCCGCAACAGUGAGAGGCCCGCAUACCGCAAAAAAAAAGAAAGAAACAAAACCAACAAAACCAACUAGAAUGUGAGAUGACUGACCUGUCAGCUCCCACCCAGGGGUCGAUCUGCACACUGGGUAGGGGGGAGGGCUUCUGCCUUUCGGCAGGGGUCGGGGGCAGCCCCAGGGGCCAGGCAGAUGUCCACUGUCCCCAGUUCCUAGUCCCACCUCCCUCGCUGAGGAGCUGAAGAAGCUUUCAGACUGUCUGAGUCCGGCAGGCGGGUCCAGGGGUUGGUUUCGUGGGUCAGACGACAGACGUCAAACUUGGCAAAACGUGCUGCGUUCGUGUCGACAUAAAGCAGGGGGAAGGGAUCGGUUUCCCCAGAGGCCAGGUGCUCUCGGCUCUCCUGGGCCCCAGCCAGCUGGUCCGGCUCUGGCCAUUUCAAGGCGGGGGCAAGGGGAGCCUGAGAAUGGAGGCCUGGGUCCCCUGCCGAGAGAGGGUGGGGCCCAAGCCCUGGACUGGGGGGGGACGAGGGUCUCGCUCACACCAGCCCUCUGCCCAGUGCCCCACAGAUGCGCAUCUGGACUGGGGUGACUGCCCCCUGGGGUGUGAGGCGGAGAUGCUCUGGGGCAGGUGACGAGCAGCCCACCGCCUGAGGGCGCCGAGCCCCCGCCUGACGUCCCAGGCGCGUCCCCCCAGUGAAGCCCCAUCCUCGCCAGAGCCUCGGCCCAGAAACAGGGUUCCCCAACUCCCAACGCCAUGCACGGACACCCCGGGGUCACCGUUGUUCGCAGCUGUGUCUCUGCCGCCGGCGCCCCGCCCCCUCAGCUGCGUUCGAGCCGCCGAGGCCACCUGUGGGGCCGGGCUGCCCCGAGCAGCAGCGCGUUUGUAUUUUUAUUUAUUUAUUUUUUAAAAGUUUAUUUUAUUUAUUUUUGGCUGUGUUGGGUCUCCGUUGCUGCGCGCAGGCUGUCUCUAGUUGCGGCGAGCGGGGGCUGCUCUUCGUCGCGGUGCGCGGGCUUCUCAUUGGGUGGCUUCUCUUGUUGGGGAGCACAGGCUCUAGAGCGCAGGCUCAGUAGCUGUGGCGCAUGGGCCUAGUUGCUCUCUGGCGCGUGGGGUCUUCCCGGACCAGGGCUCGAACCCGCGUGCCCUGCCUUGGCAGGCGGACUCUCAACCACUGCGCCAGCAGGGAAGUCCGAGCGGCACAUUUUUAAAUCCUUUUCUGCCAGGAUCUACCCCUUCCAACCCAGCAGGACGGCUUUUCAAAUUUGUUUUUGGCAAAUUAAAAUAACUGCCGUAAACCGUCAACUAACCAACCAGGUUCUUUUGAGAAAACUUAACAUCACCUUUGAAAGUGGUUCAUCUUGUCACCUAUUCUUGUAAGUUAGAAAAUAAGCGCCUUAGCUUCUGGGUCCCGCACCUGGGCCCAGUGGGAUGUCCCGGGAGGUGCCGCGGCCACGGUUCCUGCUCUGGGUCCACGGCAGGGAGCAGGGGUCUUGCGAUGGCGAUGCUAGCAUUUUCCCUCCUUACAGCCGUACCCACCUCAUCCCACCAGGGCCCGCUGCCAGGAAGCUGAGUCUCUUCCCACAGCAGCUUUGGGCCAGUUCUGUGGCCUCCGGAACAUUCUGCCCCCACCCUGCAGAAUGAAGCUUGGUACCUCGGCUGUGCCCUGGGUGAGGCGGGCUCCCUGCGCCCCGCGUUCAACGCCAGGUGUUCCAAACCGACAAGAAGAGAAGGACAGUGAACCCUCGCUGCCCUGCCCCCAGCCCCCUCCAGGGAUGUGGGGACCACCCUCCCCUUCCCGGGCCCACUGUGACGUAUGGUGGCCACAGCCCUGCCCUUCACUAUUAGGAAGCUUCCCCUCCCCACACCCCACCCCCUGCCCCAAGAUCUGCGUGCUGACUGGUGCGUCCUGGGUCGUUCCAUGUGAAGCCCCUGGAGGGUCACAGGGUGGCUGGCACUGGAAGCCCUGGGCCUCGCUCUCCCAGCCCACCCUGCUCACCAGUUCACAUCCCAAGGGUAGCCUCCCCACGUGGUCACUGCGACUUAGCGCGGUCCCAGGCUUUUCAAUUUGCACUCAUCUGACACUCCCCAGUGUCGGCUCUCCUCCAGGAAGGCCCUCUGGUGCCCAGCUGGGAACAGAGGCUUUUCCUGUGUGCCCCGAGCCCUGUGCCUCCCUCUGGUCCAGGCGGCAAGCUCCGAGCUCCAGGAGGGUGGAAGCCACGGCUUGUUUGCCCCCGUCCAGCUCACGGACAAGGUGUUGGGAAGGCAUCGGUGUGAUCUCAGCACCUUGUGCAGAAUCCGCCAGCAUCGCUAGCCUCCUGCCACGUCCCGGGCCCGGCCCUCCACCCACCGCCAGCUGGCCCCUCUGUGCUCUUCCUCGGAGAGGUGACCUCCACGCAGACACAAGGAGCCGGUUCAUGGGGAGGGUCUGGGGGCAGAUGUGGAAGAGGAGUGGGGGGUCAGAGUGGACCAGAGAAGAGGCUUGUGGAGGCGGCCUCCCUGCAAACUCCUACUCAUCCUUCCCACCUGAGCCCCGCCGUCGCCCUCUGGGUGGCUGCUGCCCCUCAACUAGCUUGUCUUCUGCUAAGGGCGUCUCUGUGGCGGCCCCAGGGCUCAGGGGCCUGGCUCCAGGGGCAGAGUGCUGCCUGAGCACGGUGCCCAGGACCCCUGAGAACGGGGUGGGGUCUGCAGGAAACCCGCUGGACCUGGGGCAGGGCCGGGCACGGCACAGAGCAAGCGGGAACGCUGGUCUGAGGCUGGCCUCUGGGUGGACGUCAUCCCGGGGCCCAGCAGCCCCUGCCAUCUGCCUGCAUCCCCAGCUGCAGGUGGGUGGCACCUCUGUGCCUGGCAGGUGUUAUCUGGCGACACUGGCCCUGCUGGGGAACCAGAUGGGGACAGUGUGGAGGGGGAUGCAGGAGGGAGCAGCGGGGAGCUGCGGGGAGGCCUGUGAGGAUCUGCUGCACCCGUGGGGGGGGCGCCCUGGAGGGUCUGCAGGGGGCCCAGGUGCAGACAGGCAGCAGCGAUGUCCUAGGGUGUAGGGAUGGAGGGAGGAGGGAACCCAGCUCUGCCCUGUGGUGUAGGGCCUGGGAGAGGCAGAACGGGGUCAGGCCUGGGUGGGGCUCUCAGGCCGGGGUUGGGAUACGCAGCCUGUGGUGGCCACAGCAGAGAGCCCAGUGGGGGGAGCCAUCCGUCCUUCCGUCCUGUCUCCAUCACCUGCCGAGCACCCCAAGCUGGGAGUGACUCAGACCCUCCCCGGCCCUGGGACUUUGUCCCAUAGUCAGGCCAGGCCUCUCGUGGUCAGCGCCCCUGCAGCCUGGGCACCGCACACAGGGCCUGGGCCUGCGGCCGCGUGGUGAAGGCCAGGGCAGGCAUGGUGCCCAGGGUGGCGGCGCUGAGGCCGGGUGGGGGCAGCAGGCGGUACCUCUGCAGGAGACCCGAGAACAGCAGGAAGAGCUGCGACCGGGCUAGGCUCUCCCCGACGCAGACGCGGCAGCCUGCAGGGGACGCAGGGUGCGGCGUGGGUGCCGGAGGCCGUGGCGGGGCGGGGGGAGCCCUGCGGGCUUGGGACCCUGAGCUCUCGAGGCCCCGGGGACCAGGCCGCCGCCCGCGGGGCUGUGGUACCUGCAGAAAAAGGCAGGAAAGCCGCCCGCUUCACGAAGCGCCCGUCGGCGUCCAGAAGUGGCCCGGGUUGAACUGGCGGGGGGGUCUCCCACUGCGUCUUGUCCAGGAGCACGGAGCUCGGGAGGGGCACCACAGGCGUUCCCUGUGAGGGGCGGCAGGUGGGCAGACGGACGCCCCGUCCACCUAGGCGGCCCCAGGCGGGGAGCACAGG